UGGAAUCUGUUCCUCGCCGGCAGACGUAUCAUACGCUCGGCGUUUGCGUAUCAUCAGUGCGUUUGUUUGGAUCCCAGUGCGUAGAUAGAUUUUGGUGCGUCCCACUGGGCUGAUCGCCAGCAUGGACGCUCUUUUGGCAGCGCUCGUUGCCCUCAUGGCAUUAGCCGCCGCGAUGGCCGCCGUGCUGAGUACGCUUUCGAAAGCGGCAAUUUUCGCGAUCCUCGCGAUCGCGCCUUGCGUCUAUCGAUACAGGAAACGAAUUUAUGUGAUCGUGAAAACUUUUCCUCGGGAUGUCAAAUUUCUAUGGCGAUAUGCAAACGCGAUGGUCCGCUCAAAGCGGUGGGGGCGCAACAAUUGUACGGUGGCGGAGCUUUUCACAAAACGUGCGUUGAAGAAUCCCGAUGCGCCAUGCUUCAUCAUGGUUGGAGACAAAACUUGGACAUUCAGAGAGAUAGCAUUCAACUCAAACAGGGUAGCAAGAGUGAUGCAAGAUCACCUGGGCUUAAAGCGAGGUGAUGUCGUGUGUGUGUUUAUGCCAAAUUGCGCCGAGUACGUAUACACGUGGCUCGGUAUGGCCAAGCUCGGCGCGGUGUCUGCGCUCAUCAAUAGCAAUCUGAGGCACCGGCCUUUGCUGCACUGCAUUCAAGUAGCAAAGGCGAAAGCGAUCAUAUUUUCUGAGCCUUUGGCUAGUGCUAUCGCAGAAUUAGGAAAUCAACUUCCGCCCGAUAUGAAGCUUUUCCAACUGUACGGCGAUUGCGCCCCAGGGGUAAUUGAUCUCUGUGCUGAAAUGUACAAGCACCCACCAGACUACCCUGUCCUGACAGACAAACCACAAUACCGGGAUACGCUUCUCUACAUUUACACAUCAGGAACUACUGGCAUGCCUAAAGCUGCUGUUUUACCGAAUUCUAAGUACCUGUUGAUCGUGGUGGCCACAGUGCACAUGCUGGGACUGCGCUCGUCGGACCGCAUGUACAACCCGCUGCCUCUGUACCACACGGCGGGCGGGCUGGUGGGCACAGGCGCGGCGCUAGUCGACGGCAUCCCCUCCGUGCUGCGUUCCAAGUUCUCUGUCACUAACUACUGGACCGAUUGCAUCAAGUAUGACUGCACGGUCGCACAGUACAUCGGCGAGAUGUGUCGCUACCUGGUGUCGGCGCCGCCUCGAGACACAGACGCGCAGCACCGCGUGCGCAUCCUAGUGGGCAACGGCAUGCGCCCCGCCAUCUGGCAGCAGGUAGUCGACAGGUUCAAAGUUCCACAGAUAAAUGAGAUUUACGGCGCGACAGAAGGGAACGCUAACAUCAUCAACGUGGACAACACGGUGGGCGCAGUGGGCUUCCUGCCGAAGCUGGUGCCCGCCUGCCUGCACCCCAUCGCGCUCGUGCGCGCCGAUGACGCCGGCGACCUCGUGCGCGGACCCGACGGGCUGUGCAUUCGAUGCCAACCAAACGAGCCCGGGAUGUUCAUCGGCCUAAUCGCGCAGGGCAACGCGUCGCGGGAGUACUACGGCUACGUCGACAAGAGCGACAGCAACAAGAAGCUGGUCCGCGACGUGUUCCGCAAGGGUGAUGCUGCAUUUGUAAGCGGUGAUAUCCUGGUUGCGGAUGAGCUCGGCUACCUGUACUUCCGCGACCGCACCGGCGACACGUACAAGUGGAAGGGCGAAAAUGUCGCCACCGCCGAGGUAGAGGACGCCUUGCGCGCCGCGCUGCAGCAGUGCGACUGCGUCGUCUAUGGCGUCUCGAUCCCGCAGACGGAGGGCCGCGCGGGCAUGGCGGCGGUGUCGCUGAGCGCGGCGGCGGGGCCGGGCGCGGCGCCGGCCGGCGAGCCGCGGGAGGACGCGCGCCGGCUGGCGAGCGCGCUCGACCACGCGCUGCCGUCCUACGCGCGCCCGCUCUUCCUGCGCUUCGUGUCCGACAUCGAGAUCACCAGUACAUUUAAAUUAAAGAAGUUGAAAUAUCAAAAAGAAGGUUUCGAUCCAGACGUAAUCAAGGAUCCACUAUUCUUCAGAUCAGGUCCGGACUUUGUGCCGCUUACUACGCAGCUAUUCAAUGACAUCUGUAACGGUCGCGUCAAACUAUAGUCUCAUAUAGAUACAAUAAUUAUAUACCUACAAUGAAGUCCAUUCGUUUUAUUAGUAACUUCUUAAAAUACAUCACCGUAUUAUCAGUCACAAGUUGUAAAAAAUAUGGACAGGACAGGACUCGAAUGAUGGCUAAAAUUCUUCAGUGUUUAAGCGAAAAAAAUGUCUAUACACUUAUUACACAUUUUGUGGUUUGCCGUAACUUUAUGAUCUGUCUUUAUCAUAUAAAGGUGACAUUAAUUGAUAGUUCAGCGAAUGGAUCAUAGGUAAGAUUUUUCGCGAAUGGUACAGUUUGGUUCCAUGAAGAAACCAUUUUAAAUUAAAUAUUGGGUGAUUUAAAAAAUGGGUAGUUCAAAAUAUUCACUGACUCCAAGGGAGUAUUCUUGAAAGAGAGAAUUAUUUAAGCUUAUAAAAAAUAAAUAUUUUAUAUUUAUUUGCACUUUUAAUCUUCUUGGUGUACAAGGAAAGGAUUAACAAAUUAUUAGUAAGGUGUUUACGGUGUAUCAACAGUCUAGAUAAUUAGGGUCUGAGACCACAUUUCAAUCGAAAAAUUAAUGACAAAAUAUGCAAAAUUGUCUCUUCGUUAAUGAGAUUAAUAGACCUCUUUUAUAUGUACUUAUAAGCUUUUUAAAAUAUGUGCUGUGAUCUAAAAGCGACUUGUAUUCUGAUUCAUUCUAUACCUAUUGUAAAUUAUUUCUUGACAAUACAAUUGCGAGUCAAUUUAGUACGACAUAUCGUAGUUUUUUUUUGUUACUAACAUUUUAGAAUAAAUAGCAAACAUUUUCUAUUUGAUAGACAAUUCAUCAAAUAUUUCUUUUUAAUAUACCUAACUACUGAUACAUAUUAGAUCUCAAAUUAGUCGGAUUUUUAUUGCUUGUUGAGAUUUAUAUUUGUCUAGCAAAUUGAUAAAAUUGAUUUUUUAUAGGUCAUGAUGUCCAAAGUAUUAUUUAUUCAUAAAAUGACCAAAGCGAUUUUUUUUUUGUAAUGAUUGUUCUCCUCAGAUGUACCCAAUAAAUGCUAUAUAUAGUUUUGUUUAGUAUGAUAAAUAUAUUUUUUUUAAUAUCAGUUAAUCCUUUGAAUAUUAUGAUUCUGGGUUUGUAAGCAAUAUUGAAUCACUAAUUAAUUUUUUUUUUGUUUUGUUUUAGUUCCUUGUGCCGUUUAUAGUAAAUUGUAGAUAACAUUCCGCAGUCUAGUCUAUUAAGUUGUGUUUUAGGGUUCCUAUAUUACAUAUGCAUUCGCUGAUAGGUUUCCUAUUCAUUUUCGAAUACCUACAUUACGUAUAGUGGAGUUUAUAAUAAUAGAUCUAAUUCGUGCCUUGUUACAAGGACCGCAAAGAAAGGGCUGUACUGACUGCUCGAUAAAAUACUGUAAGUUGUAAAUAAAUACCUGGAAAAUA
Messenger RNA from Melitaea cinxia (Glanville fritillary), 3482 nucleotides. Its product is annotated as long-chain fatty acid transport protein 4-like. Gene Ontology annotation, biological process: triglyceride homeostasis. Gene Ontology annotation, molecular function: long-chain fatty acid-CoA ligase activity; long-chain fatty acid transmembrane transporter activity. The coding region runs from base 122 to 2086 and encodes 654 amino acids. Gene Ontology annotation, cellular component: endoplasmic reticulum. The record is from RefSeq and is a predicted model, not a curated record. The transcript is spliced from 12 exons. Lineage: Eukaryota; Metazoa; Arthropoda; Insecta; Lepidoptera; Nymphalidae.